Messenger RNA from Talaromyces proteolyticus, 1293 nucleotides. RefSeq names its product YagE family protein. Bases 1 to 1293 code for a protein of 430 amino acids. Gene Ontology annotation, biological process: positive regulation of mitochondrial translation. Lineage: Eukaryota; Fungi; Ascomycota; Eurotiomycetes; Eurotiales; Trichocomaceae. The transcript is spliced from 2 exons. The record is from RefSeq and is a predicted model, not a curated record.
AUGUUUGCUCGUCCAAUAGUCUGCUCAGUUUCUCAAGGGUUGCUUAGGCCUGUGCAGAACCUGUCACCUUGGAGAUUGACUCCAUUUUGUGCAAUCGGACAAGGUUCCUUCUCAAGCCUGUCCGUGCGGUUAUCAUCGAAACAGUCGCCACCAGGAGAAUCGACUCGGAAGGCGGCUGUUUCGGGAUCGGGGACUCCAGUACACCGACGGAAAACAGCUGCAAAUACGUCGCUUCGUCGGGUUGCGGUAGAAGCGCAGCGCUCGAGGAGCGGCGUACUUUCGAGGGACCAGCUCGCAGAGAAAGGGCUAGAUCAGAGCAAGGCAGUUAAUGCUUAUGCCGUUGCUGAGCGGUUUGAUCUUGCUCAGGUCAGAGAUAUCGUACAAGAAAAGGGCUACGAACCUGACCCCUUCAACACUCAGCUGUACCCGCAAGUUUUACAUAUUCAAGUUCCACUCGAUUCUGUUCGUCGAUUGUCAAACCCGAAUGUCACAGAUCUACCCUCUGAUGAAGUCGGUGACGUAUUCGUUUUCCCUUCAGGAACCGUGGUCUCAUGGUCGCUCCCGGACAACUUUACAGAGUACUUCGCAUCCAAAACACUGCAACCAGCGGCUGUGGGUCAGCAUGGGGAUAACUUGGAAACAGAGAAUUUAGAUUUUGUCGAGGAUGCGGACCGCGAUAAUAGCUAUAUUAAGGGAGAUACUAUUAUUCUGGGCACCAAACAUAGCGUGAACGAACAGGAAGCUGCUAUGGCCAAUCGCCAGAAUGUUGACACGGUACUAACAAAGAUCGCGUUUUCAUCUGGACUGGCGCGCAGUACGAAACUUGCUGUCCUAGAAAGCCUCCUCUCCGAUUAUUUUGAAUCAACACGAAACAUUCCAACCUUGCUCUCACGAGGCUCACGUCUGCCAUAUACGAGGGAUUUCAUUCUCCGGAAGACAGGUCAACUGCUCAGCGUCAGGGCGCAGUUAAAUCUGUACUCUGAGCUAACUGAUUCUCUACCAGACAUAUUCUGGGACAGCCGCCACGACCUCGGUCUUGAGGGCUACUAUGAACAAGUGGGCAGGGCCCUGGAUGUUGGCAUCCGCAUUAAGCUAUUGAAUGAAAAGAUGGACUACGCGCAAGAAAUUGCCAGUGUCUUGCGUGAAAGGCUAAGUGAGACCCAUGGGCUCCGGCUAGAAUGGAUUAUCAUCCUGCUUAUCGCGGUCGAAGUGGGCUUUGAAGUGCUCCGACUGUGGUCAGAACGCGAUCAAGGAGAGGAGAAAGCGGACGAGGCAGCAGCAACAACGCGAUGA